CCCUUUUUAGAACCCACCCUUGCGUCAUUCAAGCACAUGCUUUACGCAUGCGCAACGUCAACGGCGUAGAAACCGACAACAAACUAUGGCGGACGAAAACCCUGAUGCUGAGCAGAGCAUGGAGGGACACACUCCUGUCCCAGAAAAUCCUCAUGCAGAAUAUGGCCUCACUGAAAACAUCCAGAGAAUAGUGGAGAAUGAGAAAACGACAGCUGAAAAGGUCCCCAAACAGAAGGUGGACCCUCAGACGCUGCAGACCCUUCCUACCCGAGCGUACUUGGAUCAGACAGUGGUUCCUAUUCUCCUGCAGGGCUUGUCAGUUCUGGCCAAGGAAAGGCCUCCAAAUCCAAUAGAGUUUUUAGCAGCAUUCUUACUGAAGAACAAGUCCCAGUUUGAGGAACGAAAUUAAAGACUGCGGUGGAAGACUUAGGGUUACAGAUUUUCUUUUGUGAUUUUUUUUUUGUGUGAAUUUAAAUGUAAUGGUCACUCUUCAAACUGUGUGUUUGCCAACAUUAAUGUAGUUUUUUAAGCUCUAAUAAAAUGUUCAAGCAGC
Carassius gibelio (silver crucian carp) is the source of this 553-nucleotide messenger RNA. Its product is annotated as protein dpy-30 homolog. NCBI's taxonomy places the organism in Eukaryota, Metazoa, Chordata, Actinopteri, Cypriniformes, Cyprinidae. Gene Ontology annotation, cellular component: Set1C/COMPASS complex. The coding region runs from base 86 to 409 and encodes 107 amino acids. The transcript is spliced from 5 exons. The record is from RefSeq and is a predicted model, not a curated record.